Molecule: messenger RNA, 897 nt
Organism: Colletotrichum karsti
Lineage: Eukaryota; Fungi; Ascomycota; Sordariomycetes; Glomerellales; Glomerellaceae
Product: arrestin domain-containing protein
Exons: 2
Coding region: 1-897 (298 amino acids)
Biological process (GO): division septum assembly
Cellular component (GO): division septum
Source: RefSeq, a predicted model, not a curated record
AUGGACCUGCCUUUCGUCCUUUUCAUUCCGUUUGGAAGGGGCGGCGAAGAGACGAACCGACGAAUCCCCCCCGCAUCACUACAACUCCCCAGCCGAACCGCCGAGACAUACUACGAACUUGUCGUGACGGUACAACAAGGUCACACAUUACAAAAUAAAUACUCUUUUCCGAUCCCGCUGCAACGAUACGAUACCCUAUCGACUUUUGGCAUGUACAACAAGCCCGAAUCGCGGCAGGUCAGCGAUGCGAGCGUCGUCACGCUGGGAAUAUCAGUCCCUAAGUGGAGUUACGGACCGCUCGAUCCAAUAACAGUUUACAUCAAACUGGUACCGAAUCCCGACUGGAUGAAAAAAGCGUUAAAGGUUACGAUUCAGAAGAUCACCGUCGCCAUCGAGGAGGAGAUUACGUACAACCCCGAGGGAGACGAGCCUUCGAAGAAAAUCAACAAGAUCGCGAAAAACCAACAAGUGGUUAAUACAAGAAUGCCGGAGGCUGGGUACGCCACGAACCUCGGACUUGUGUUUCCCUCCAAGGACUUGCGCGAUCCGGACGGCAUCAUACGAAGGGGGAAGCCCGCUUUUCCGCUAUACGAGGUCACGUCUUUCACCACGAGCUCAACAUUAUACAAGAUCGAGUUCUUUCUGACGGUCAAGGCGCAACUCAGCUCUACGAGGGAUCUCACUGUUAGACAGCCGCUCGUGAUUUGCCCCAUGGAUCAACAGGCGUGCAAAGAGGAAAUGGACGCCAUCGAGCAAGCCGCCAAGGAUGCAUCGCACGUCGACCCCAACAACCCUAUGCUGCCGGCGCGAUCGAUUGUGUUAGCGAACGACCGAGAAUCAUUAAAGACGCUGGGCCUGUGCUUGGUGGCAGGGCAGAAGAAGCCAUUGAUCGAGUGA